AUGACAUCAAACACAGUGGUAGAAGUGAAGAAGGAUAAGAUGGCACUUGCAGCCAUCUAUCAAGGAAUAACAGAAGACCUUAUACUAUCUUUGGCUGAGAAGAAAACAACAAAAGAAGCCUGGGAAGCGUUAAAAACAAUGUUUGUGGGAGCAAAAAGAGUAAAGAUUGCAAGAAUCCAAACGUUGAAAACUGAAUUUGAGGCAUUGAGUAUGAUGGAAUCGGAAGGUGUUGAUGAGUUUGUUGUGAAGGUGAUCAACACAGUGAGUACUUUGCGCACUCUAGGAGAUACCAUUGAAGAAUCCUAUAUGGUGAAGAAUCUGCUAAGGGUUGUGCCAUCUAAGUUUCUUCAAAUUUCCUCUACACUGGAGCAAUUUGGGGACUUAGAAACAAUGUCAGUCACGGAAGUGAUUGGAAGACGGAAGGCCCACAAAGAGAGGAUGAAAGUUCAUAGAGAGAAUGAUGAAAGAAAACUUCUCUUGACUCAUAAAGAAUGGUCAGAGAGGAACAAGAAGAAAACAGGGGGAGAAACCAAGCAAAAAUCGAUUAGAGGUGGUUUUGGAGGCUCACGUGGUCGGGGCAUAGGCAAAGGAAGAAAUGGUGGUCGUGGUAAAGGGGGUUCAUACCAUCAAAAGGAAGGGAAUCAUCAAGCAUCUAGUAGUCAAGACGAGUGGAAUCCAAUGUUAUAA
Messenger RNA from Lactuca sativa (garden lettuce), 687 nucleotides. Lineage: Eukaryota; Viridiplantae; Streptophyta; Magnoliopsida; Asterales; Asteraceae. The record is from RefSeq and is a predicted model, not a curated record.